Molecule: messenger RNA, 2991 nt
Organism: Eriocheir sinensis (Chinese mitten crab)
Lineage: Eukaryota; Metazoa; Arthropoda; Malacostraca; Decapoda; Varunidae
Exons: 5
Coding region: 122-745 (207 amino acids)
Source: RefSeq, a predicted model, not a curated record
GCCGGGAACGCACCUCCUCCUGCCGUCUUCCCACCCGAGGCUCAGAUCCUAUAAAGGCAGCGACGAGGCAGGAAGCGACGUUCAGUGUGUCACUCCCCAGCGCAUCCUCCUCGCAUCCGACAUGGCAUCGGCACUCACCGCCACCUCCACCGCCGCCGUCCUUGUCCUGGCGGUGCUGCUUCCCCUGGCCGCCAGCCCUGCCGAGGCCCAGAGUCACCAUUCCUCAUAUGGCCAGCGGUGGGCGCCGCGCUACAACCAGGGCUACUUUGGGCAGCGCUGGUCCCAGCCCUGGGCCCAGCCUCGCACCCUGUGGCAGACGGCACGAUCCAUCAUGCCUCGCUUCGCUGACGUGGCUUACGAGACCGCCAGUUCCCUCACCGUGCCCGCCCUCGCCCUGCUCACGCUCUUCAUGGUGUGGCCCGAGCAUAAGCACUACAGGAGCAGGAGGGACGCCGGCGCAGACGACUCGGAAGAUGCCAAGAUGAGCGAGCUGGCGGCGCACCUCGGCAAGAUGUUCGCGGCCGCCGUGGAAGGGGACGAGUGCAUGCAGCGAGUGGCAUGUGAGAUCGGCGCCGCUUCUUCCACUUCCCUCCACCCGCGCGAUCAGAAGCUUGUGGAAAGGCUGGUGACCUCCAUCGCUCCCGCCAAGUACACGACGCUCCUCAACAACUUCAAGGCCGGAGUCAACUCGAAGCGGUGCGAGAAGAACACCUGCAACGCCAUCGACUUCGGCCCCGACCAGUGAGCAGCCGAGAAGCCGGUGACGUCAUGCAGUUCAGAGUGGCUCGUGGGAAUCCUCAAAAAUGUUCUCUCGUCAGGAUUGGGUUCGUGGGUUGGGUCAGGCUUGAGGGAGGCGAAGGCAGAAUCUCGACUAUAUAUGGUGUUUUCUCCUCGUUUUCUCGUCUUUCAGCGUCCAUCAAAAGGUCUUAGGGUUGAGGAAAACGAAAGCAGAAUUCCAGUUAAUGUUUCCUCUUCGUUUCCUCGUCUUUCAGCGUCCAUUAAGAGGUUUAAGCUAAGGAACACGAAGGCAGAUUCCUGACUUGUGUUUCCUCCUCGUUUUCUCGUCUUUCAGCGUCCAUCAAAAGGUCUUAGGGCUGAGGAAAACGAAAGCAGAAUUCCAGUUAAUGUUUCCUCUUCGUUUCCUCAUCUUUCAGCGUCCAUUAAGAGGUUUAAGCUAAGGAACACGAAGGCAGAAUCCUGACUUGUGUUUCCUCUUCACCUCCGCACCUUUCAGCGUCCAUCAAGAGGUUUUAGAUAUAUUUUACUUAUCCUCACACUCGCAGCCGCAGUAGGAAAGCUUAAAAGGUAAAGGCAUAAUAAUGUUUCUUCUGUACUUUCUGAUCUCUUCGCCUCCAUCAAGAGCUCUUACCAAGUUUGUAUUCAUCGUCUUAAAACGCAAGAUCCUCGUUUUGUUUGGCUAUGAGAUUCUGAGGGACAUGAAGACGAGAUCCUAAGUGAUGCCUCUCCUUCGCUCCCCUUAUCUCUUACCAAGUUUGUGUUCAUCUUUUUAAAACAUCAGAUCCUCCGUUUGUUUGGCUAUGAGAUUAUACGGGACACGAAGACGAGAUCCUAAGUGGUGGCUCUUCUUCGCUCCCUCGUCUCUCAAGGUUCGUCAAGGGCUCUUAUGUGGAAGCUUUUAUCUGUCUUCACACUGGGCGUCUGGUUUGGCAUGCGCGCUCACCCCAAUCCCAAUCCCUUCAAGCCUUCAUCGCCACGCCCCAGCCGGCUCGCCACACCUUGCUGGUUUUCUGUCUUCUUGCCGAGGCUGCGGGUCACCUGAAGUACUAAACACACGCCAUAACGCCUCGGACACACGGGGUUUUGCCUCCCGCCGCUGCUGCUGUCUGGUUGGUUGGUCCCCGUUCGUCGCCCUCCUUAGCGGGGUGAGGUUGUCUGUAGCCUUAGCGAUUGUGACUUAGUUAGGUUUAGUUAAGACUUUGUUAGUUUUAAUCAUGAGUUUGUAAGGUUUAUUUAUGACUUCGUUAAGUUAGGUUACGUGUGGAAGGUUGUUCAGUUCUGAUUUUGUUAGUUUUCGUUAUGACUUCGUUAGAUUUAAGUACGUGAGGAAGGUUAUUUAUUUAGUGAUGGAAAGGCUGGGAAGAGAAUAAAGCAGCACGCACACAAACAAACAAACAAAUAACAAACCUCACACACACAUCAAAGGUUAACGGACGAGUAGUAUACAUGAAACGGUAUACAAAACUCCUUAGAACCAAAACAUGCUGAGAAUAUUCUUUAACUUAUCACUGGCGAAACACGGAUUAAAUUAAACACUAUUCUGAGUAAUAAGAGAGAAGACCCUGCCAGUUUUAUUAAAGUUGAGGUUCAUGGAGGUUAACUACGAAAAAUUGACUGUUUUUCAUACAUUACGACUAAACAUAAACAAAAUAUAUCUGGCAUCCUUAUCAAUAACUUCAGGCCGACCAACAAUAACAUGAAAUAAUAGUCUAACCUUAAACACAGGGGGAAAAAAACGUUAUAUCAGUUUUUCUUAGGUAACAUACACUCUCUUCCCUUCCUUGUUUUGUUCCCCUUGAAAUGAAACUGUGUUCUACGUCCAUCCAAUGUGUGUGUAUCGUACGUGUCUGUUAUUCGUUCACCCUCAAUAUGUUACGUUCGUGUCCAUUCUUCGUUCACCCUUAAUAUGUUAUCUACGUGUCUGUUUCUCGUUCAUCCUCAAAAGUGUGUAUUACCUACCUGUCUGUUCUCCGUUCACCCUCAAUAUGUGUUACGUUCUUGUCUGCCUCAUGUUCUCAUCGCCACACACGUUCGCUUCGGUGUGGUUCAGGAUUCCCUCACGUUCGGCAUUAUGGGUAUUGUUAACGCUCUCCUUCAGGCUCGUUAUCGAAUCGUCUUACACUAUAAUUUAAGGAUCGUUACUAAUAUGGUUACGUACAUUAAGUUAUUUAUGGUCCCCGCUGGUCGGGCACUACAGUACAGUAAGUUAUGCAAUUAUAUAAAGAAGUAAUAUAUAUGGGUGUGUUGACAAGC